This is a messenger RNA of Rhinocladiella mackenziei CBS 650.93, 3681 nucleotides long. RefSeq lists its product as uncharacterized. Gene Ontology annotation, cellular component: intracellular anatomical structure; nucleolus. Gene Ontology annotation, molecular function: ATP binding; RNA binding. Gene Ontology annotation, biological process: maturation of SSU-rRNA from tricistronic rRNA transcript (SSU-rRNA, 5.8S rRNA, LSU-rRNA). The record is from RefSeq and is a predicted model, not a curated record. NCBI's taxonomy places the organism in Eukaryota, Fungi, Ascomycota, Eurotiomycetes, Chaetothyriales, Herpotrichiellaceae. The coding region runs from base 1 to 3681 and encodes 1226 amino acids. The transcript has a single exon.
AUGCCACGCUUCGUGCACCGCCAGCGAAAGCACAAGGUUCGAGCCCGUGAACCAUCCGCAACCUCGUCAAUCCCACAGUCCAAUCAAGAACACAUCAUUCCGCUGAGCAAAGCUGAAAAAGAGGAAAAGAGGCAGAAGCUGAGGGAAGAACUGAGAGCCCAGCAACCUAAGAUAUCAAGUAAAAAACAAAAGCGGCUAGACAAGUAUAUCGAGAACAAGUUGAAGAAGGACGAAACACUUGACCUUCUGCGGAAAUUGGAGAAAGCGAAGGAGAAAUACGAUACCAGCACAACCUUGCAGACUUCGAAAACCUUAGGCAAACGGACUUUCGUCGAAUUUGCGACCGGAACCGGACCCAGAAACAAGCUAGACUCGAACCAGGAGAGGGCCCCCCGGGAAAGCGAUGGCUCUGAUAUUGAAAGCGAGGACUCAUUUGAAGCUGAGAAUAGAGAAGCGUUCGCGGAAGUCAAGGAUCAACCGGAGGAAGUGAAACAAACACAACCAUCGACAACACAGGGAAGCGGUCUUGCACGGCCAUUGAUGUUAGACGAGAAUGGGCUUCCGAUCAUACCAUCCAGAAAGAGCAGGAAAAGAAAGAAAGCUUCGGACGAAGUACCUGCUGAAUUGCCCUGGGAAGGGUUUGACUCGGAACCAAGCAAUGUUGAGUAUUCGUCGGAUGGGGGGGAGGAUCUGAAGGAAUCCAAACCGGAGGACUUGGAGUCUGAGGCAUCAGAUUCGGAAAGCGACGAAGACUCAGGGCUGGAUGAUGAAGAUUCUGAGAAUAGUGCAUCCGAGACCUCUGACGGAGAGACCCUUGAACCUAGAAAAUCGGCCUUUAAGGCCUGGGCGACCCAGCAAUUGAAUCAAUCAAUGGGACAUGUACCGUCUUAUACAAUAGGAGAAGGACAGCUGCCACCGAAACCCAAUCCCUCGCCGUCGAAACCUCAGAUCGUCCCAGCUACCAAACCCGAAAUUCCGGCCAAGCCAACAGAGACUGCGCCCCACCGCAAGGCGUACAGCGUGCACGUCGAACGAGCACAUGAGAUCCAGGAAGGUCGGCUACAGCUGCCAAUUCUACAACGAGAACAAGAGAUCAUGGAGGCGAUCCAUAACAAUCCUGUCGUCAUUGUCAAGGGUGAUACGGGAAGUGGAAAGACCACACAAUUACCCCAAUUCCUGUUUGAAGCUGGCUACGGUUCUCCUGAAGGACCAACUCCGGGUCUGAUUGGCGUUACUCAGCCUCGUCGAGUUGCCGCGGUCAGUAUGGCGAAGCGAGUAGGGACCGAACUUGGGCAGCACGGCGACAAAGUGUCAUAUCAAAUCAGAUUUGACAGCACCAUCUCAAGUAACACGGCUAUCAAGUUCAUGACAGAUGGGAUCCUGUUACGCGAAUUGUCCCAGGAUCUUUUGUUGAAAAAAUACUCCGUGAUUGUCAUCGAUGAGGCGCACGAAAGGAGCGUUAAUACUGACAUCUUGAUUGGAAUCCUCAGCAAGAUUGUACCGGCGCGGAUAAAAAAGAACCAGUUCAACCCAAAUCCGAUGCCGCUCAAACUGGUCAUUAUGUCCGCAACACUCAACAUCGGAGAUUUUUUGAAUGAGAAGCUUUUCUCCACCGACGCGAAACCUCCCGUUGUGGAGGCCGAAGGACGUCAGCACCGUGUAACGACACACUUUGCACUGAAAUCCAGACCAGACUAUCUUGAAGAGGUAGUUGAAAAGGUCCGACGGGCUCAUCGAAAACUCCCGCGAGGUGGCAUCCUUGUCUUCCUCACUGGGCAAAACGAAAUCAGGCAGGUUGGUGAUCGAUUGAAGGCGCUUCUUGCUCCAAGAGGUGAUUCUGGUGACCGGUCCACCCUCCCUCGGGUGCAAAUUGCCGCGAGUGAGACACCUCUUGAAACGGAAGAUUUUGACUUGGGCAACUUCAAGGCAAUCCAGGAGCAAGACGAUUUUGACACUGACAUUUUAACGCAUUCCGAAGAUGAGGCUGAGGAAAAUGAGUUCGAUAUUCCUGACGAUGAAAAUGAAGAUGAAUCAGCACCAGUCGAACAUACUUCGUCGACAUCGAAGGAACCGUACACCUCCGUCCACAUCUUGCCGCUGUACUCACAACUACCCACAAAUGAACAACUGAAGGUCUUCGAACCACCUCCAUCUGGAUGUCGUGUGGUCGUACUCGCAACCAAUGUUGCCGAAACAAGCUUAACGAUACCUGGAAUCCGCUAUGUUUUCGAUACGGGCCGCAGUAAGGAGCGCAAGUACAAUCUUGAUACGGGAGUCCAGAGCUUCGAGAUCGACUAUAUCAGCAAGGCUUCUGCUCAACAACGAGCGGGUCGAGCAGGACGUACUGGACCGGGCCAUUGCUGGAGACUCUACACGUCGGCCGUUUACGAGCGAUUCUUCCCCGAUCAUGCUGAACCGGAAAUUCUCAGAACUCCCGCGGAAAGCAUAGUUCUGCUGUUGAAAGGCUUUGCUUACCCUCGACCAAUCGCGGAAUUCCCUUUUCCGACCACCCCAGCUGCGGUAACAUUGAAGAAGGCUGAGCAACUGUUGAAAAAUCUAGGAGCAUUGACGAGGCUUGGAAGUAUAACGGAAAUUGGCAAGGAACUUUCGAUCUACCCACUACCUCCUCGCCUAGGCAAAAUAAUGAACGCUGGCAUUAACGACCUCAGCAUGAUCUGGCACGUCCUCGCUUUGGUGUCCGGCCUAGCGGUCCCAGAAGUCUUCAUUCCCGAAGCACAACUCGGUCUGACAACACCUCAGCAACAGGACGGGGAAGUCUACACUCGCGAGAACCAGCAGGACGACGACGCCCGAGACAAACGACGACAAGAAUAUGGCCGUGCUCGCGCAACCCUGAGCAAAGCCGAUAAGACCUCUGAUGCGAUGAAACUUCUCACUGCCGUCUCGCUGUACCUCGAUGCACCCGACAAAGAGCAACUGUGCCGCGACGUGUUUCUCCGCCCCAAAGCCCUGGCCGAGAUAUCCCAGCUGCGCAGCCAACUUGAAGCUCUUCUUCGCGCCAACAAUCGAUACGUUUCUGCAGAGACCAUCUCCAAAUCACGCGCGACGAAGCUGACCUCAAGCCGUGUCGUCAAACGGCUCAACGCGAUCGCCGCAAGCGGGUACAUCGACCAAGUCGCCAUCCGCUACGACAAGGUACCCAAUCCGCCGGAGCUGAUGGCAAAGCCCCGCCGCGCCAUCGACGUUCCCUUCUUGCCCCUCAUCCCUAUCCAUGGGAAAGCCUCUGCCUCAAUCGUUGAGCGGGCGGUAUACAUCCAUCCUUCGUCCGUACUGGCGCGGUUGUCCGUGAAAGACCUGCCCGAGUACAUCGUUUACACGCACCUGCAGCAUGCGCAGAGCCACACAAUCACUUCCGCGGCUGAGAUUGAGACUUCCAAAAUACCCCAAACCCGCAUGUUGCCGCUGACGCCAGUGGAUGGAGCCCAGCUAGCGCAUCUUGCGCACGACACUGCGCUUCUUGAGCUCGGCAAGCCAGUCCCCAAGACAAGAGUCGAGGAUAUCCCUGGCACGCCGAGGAGGAGAGAGUGCUGGGUCCUCGUCGAGCUCAGAGGUGGUAAAGAGUCCGGCGGAUUUGGAUGGCCACUUCCCCCGCUUAAGGUCAGGCAGGUGCUGGACGUCAAGAGUGCUACGGGGUGGAGGGUUGAGAAGGUUCUCAGCUAG